AUCAGAAGAGUGCACCACCAGCACCAUUACCAUCACCCGAACAACCGCAACAACCAAAAGAAUCUGAUGUUAACAAGAGCAACAACAACAGCAACGAAGGACUUGACAGCGACGAGACAUUGACAAUGUUACACUUUUUCUACAUCGUUCGUCUAGCACAACAAGGUUUCUUUUCUGUCAUUUCGAGCUCGUUCCCCGACGUUGAAAUUGACGCCAUUGUCUAUCUGUGCGACAAGUUGGUUGGAAGUUCAUUGUUUGCAGUCAAGGACGGAUCGACUCAAGUCCGAGAAACGAAACAGAACGCCGUAUUCGACCUGUUACGAAAGUUGCACUCAGGAUCCGCGGAGGUAGUUGGGGAAGGGUAUUCGACAACAUUCCAACAAAUGAAAAAUAUGGUCCAUACCUUGAUCGAAAGCUCUCUCAGCCAAGUGCAGCAGCAGCCAUCAUCAUCAUCGACAACGGCCAAUGGUAGCAGCAGCAGCACCAGCGAUAAUACACAGCAACAAGAACAGCAACAAUGGCCCUUGGCUCCACCUAACGCACCGCCUCCGACGACACAACAUUGUGCACCACCUGUAUGGCUAGUGGUUCCCUUUAAUAGCAUGAUCGACAUGUCGGCGUUGUCAUUAUACCCGGCGAACAACACGGCUUCUAAAGUUUCUGCACCAGCAGUCCCAAAUACGGCUACUACUACUACUGCUGCUGCUGCAGAUACUUCUGAAGCAACUCGUAGGACAUCCGAAACGGCCCCUAUUGCGACUACAGCAGAAACAACAACUGCACAGGGGGAAGAGGAUCGUGGAAGUCGACGGGAAGAAAGAUCAGAAGGUGCUAGUCCAACUGGAGCUGAUAGUCAGGAUGACGAAGGACAACAUGGUCGAAGCGAUAUGAGUGGACGGGGCGGUGGUCGUGGAGAAAGAGGCCGAGGUCGUGGCCGCGGAUAUGGUCGUGGUCGAGGUCGCGGAGGAGGUGAAGGUGGACGAGGUGGUGGUGGUUUUCACGGAUUCCGUCCAAGAGCAGCUGGAUCGUACAACUACCGAGGCAACAGCAGCAGCAAUCGUGGUCGUAAGUGUAGCUUUUAGUUUGUGAAGAUAAGCUCCUUUGUUUAUUCUUGUUGAUCUCACAUACGGUACUAUUGAUUUCUCAUAGGAUGGUCGCCAACCCGAGCAGCUUAAACCAUGCAGCACAAAGGGGGGAAGUACAGAUAAUAUCAACUUAACUUGCUUACUUUGCGUAUAAUCCAAAAAUAAAAAUAAAUACAAAAUCAGUGGCUGUCUGGC
Messenger RNA from Zychaea mexicana, 1280 nucleotides. RefSeq lists its product as uncharacterized. NCBI's taxonomy places the organism in Eukaryota, Fungi, Mucoromycota, Mucoromycetes, Mucorales, Lichtheimiaceae. The transcript is spliced from 2 exons. Bases 126 to 1082 code for a protein of 318 amino acids. The record is from RefSeq and is a predicted model, not a curated record.